Amoebophrya sp. A120 is the source of this 1322-nucleotide messenger RNA. Lineage: Eukaryota; Dinophyceae; Syndiniales; Amoebophryaceae. The record is from the annotation of a GenBank genome assembly.
GCAACGGGUGGAUCUUCUUUCGAGUGUCCAAACUGAGGAAGACAAGUUUAGGUGUGUAGGAUAGUGGUGUUUGAUAUUUUCUAGAGCUGAUAUUUUUUAGUCUCACUUUGUUUCUUUUUCAUCUUACAUGUCGCCACAUGAGAGAGGUCGCAUUCGCUAGUAUUUUCAGACCGGAUUUGUUGACGCACGAUAAUGCUCCCGAUCAUGCUCACUUUUUUUGCAACUUUAGUCGGCUAGAAUUUUCCGUAAACCACUAAAAAGAUGAUAAACCGCGCAACCCCGAAUCUGCUUCCAGCUGGGCAUACGUCCCCAGCGGGCUAUAGCGCUGGCGCAAUGACUACGCGUAUUGGAGCUGGGACAGCGACUGCUACCGCGCUACCGCAGAAGAAAGCCCGGAUUUCGCAAUUUGAUUUGCUGUGGAAGGUGGCGAACGAAUACUGGACGGAGGAGAACUUUUUGCUCCAGUUCGAAUUUUUUCAACAACAGGAAGGAACUAAUAAUAGCAAUCUUCAAGCGCCGCCAACAGCACUCAACACGAAAGCUGCCUUUGGCACGACUUCUAGCAAGCAGCCUCUGUUGAACAACAAUCAGAACAAUGCGGCAACAAGUAGGAUAAGAACGACCAAGGACCAGUCUACCGAGCUCGGGGAGGCCAACACUCGGCCCUGCGUUUACCACCGGUUUUCCCACUCGCUUGCGUGGGAGGUUCUUCUGCCAGUGGUACUAGCGUCUACUCCAUCUGCAAGUUUGAUGAAGACAACCUCAUUUCCCCUCAACACACGACCGGAAGUUCUUUCAUCUGUUACAACUACUGCGAGUGGUGGUUUCCAGAAUAGGAGAAAAUCUUCCGGUGGUGGAUCAGCAUUCAAUAAGUCAGGAUUGUCCUCGAGUACUAGUAGUGAUGCGAACAGUACUGUAACACUGCAGCCGCAGGAGUUCUCCGCUUUGGCCACGGGCCCGACGAGGAGUUUCGCGAAAGCCGCAGCGGUGCGGAAUUUAUUGCAGCAGUUGAAUUUUGGCGACCUUGUGGACCUCGAGUUUGAGAAGGGGUUGAAAAAAGAACUUCUCGCGGUAAUGGAGUUUCUCCGGGCGUUUGUCCGUGUCGUGCAGAACAGUGAACAGACGGAGAGCGAGAAGGUGGGAGAGUUUUUGAAUCUCUUGGAAAAACUAAAAUCCCGGUUGACUGCUGCUGCGGCGCUUGUUGUAUUGCCGUCUUCAACGAUAAUAUCGAAGGACGGAGAAGGAGAGCCGGCCGGGAAUGCAGCGAAGAGACGAAGAACGGAGAAUUGGGGAGCUGCUAUUAGUACUACUGGGGCGACCUC